This is a messenger RNA of Carlito syrichta (Philippine tarsier), 3701 nucleotides long. RefSeq names its product phosphodiesterase 8A (gene PDE8A). NCBI's taxonomy places the organism in Eukaryota, Metazoa, Chordata, Mammalia, Primates, Tarsiidae. Gene Ontology annotation, biological process: positive regulation of ERK1 and ERK2 cascade; cellular response to epidermal growth factor stimulus; regulation of DNA-templated transcription. The coding region runs from base 214 to 2481 and encodes 755 amino acids. The record is from RefSeq and is a predicted model, not a curated record. The transcript is spliced from 22 exons. Gene Ontology annotation, molecular function: 3',5'-cyclic-AMP phosphodiesterase activity.
GUGCGGACCGCGGGAAAGGAAAGGAAGGGGCCGGCUGCACCGCUCCAGGGUCUCCACAGACCCGAAGUGCGGGGAGGGUGGGAGGGCUGGCGGGGGUUCGAGGCGUCCCGCUCCAGGGUACCUGAUGGGCACCUGGGGACGCAGCCCUGCAGCGGAUGGGGGAGGAGCCCCAGCCACAGAGAAGUAGCAGUAGCUGAUGUGCAAUUUGGCCCCAUGAGGUUUCAUCACGAUCAACUUCAGGUACUUUUAGUGUUUACCAAAGAAGAUAACCAGUGUAAUGGAUUCUGCAAGGCAUGUGAAAAAGCAGGGUUUAAGUGUACAGUCACCAAGGAGACUCAGGCUGUCCUUGCCUGUUUCAUGGACAAACAUCAUGACAUCAUCAUCAUAGACCACAGAAAUCCUCGACAGCUGGAUGCAGAGGCACUGUGCAGGUCUAUCAGAUCAUCAAAAUUCUCAGAAAACACAGUUAUUGUUGGUGUAGUACGCAGGACGGAUAAAGAAUUGUCUGUAAUGCCCUUCAUUGCUGCUGGAUUUACAAGGAGAUAUGUAGAAAACCCCAACAUUAUGGCCUGCUACAAUGAGCUGCUCCAGCUGGAGUUUGGAGAAGUGCGAUCACAGCUCAAACUCAGGGCUUGUCAUUCAAUAUUCACUGCAUUAGAGAAAAGUCAAGAUGCAAUUGAAAUUACAAGUGAAGACCGCAUUAUACAGUAUGCGAAUCCUGCAUUUGAAACCACAAUGGGCUAUCAGUCAGGUGAAUUAAUAGGGAAGGAGUUAGAAGUGCCUAUAAAGGAAAAAAAGGCUGAGUUGCUCGAUGCUAUCAAUUCAUGCAUCAAGAUGGGCAAGGAGUGGCAAGGUAUUUACUCUGACAAAAAGAAAAAUGGAGAUAAUGUUCAACAAAAUGUGAAGAUUGUACCUGUCAUUGGACAGGGAGGAAAAAUUAGACACUAUGUGUCCAUUAUCAGAGUGUGCAAUGGCAGUAGUAAGGCUGAGAAAAUAUCAGAAUGUGUUCUGUCUGACUCUCAUACAGAUAAUCAGACAGGCAAGCAUAAAGACAGGAGGAAAGGCUCACUAGAUGUGAAGGGUGUUACCUGCCAAGCAAGUGAUGUUUCCAGCCAGAGACGACACUCCUCCAUGGCCCGGUUACAUUCCAUGACGAUUGAGGCACCCAUCACGAAGGUGAUCAGUAUUAUCAAUGCUAUCCAGGAAAGCAGUUCCAUGCCUGUGACAGAAGCCUUAGACCGCGUGCUGGAAAUUCUAAGAAGCACUGAAUUAUAUUCACCACAGUUCGGUGUUAAAGAUGAUGAUCCUCAUGCCAAUGACCUUGUUGAGGGCUUAAUGUCUGAUGGUUUGCGAAGACUAUCAGGGAAUGAAUAUGUUCUUUCAACAAAAAGUGUUCAUCCGACUUCAGGCACUAUAAUCACUCCCAUCUCCCUUCGUGAUAUCCCACCACGGAUAACUCAGGCCAUGGCAAAUGAGGAAUAUUGGGACUUUGAUAUUUUUGAAUUGGAGGCUGCUACCCACAAUAGGCCUUUAAUUUACCUUGGUCUCAAAAUGUUUGCUCGCUUUGGAAUCUGUGAAUUCUUAAACUGCUCCGAGUCAACGAUGAGAUCGUGGUUACAAAUUAUUGAAGCCAAUUAUCAUUCUUCUAAUCCCUACCACAAUUCGACACAUGCCGCUGAUGUGCUUCAUGCCACUGCCUAUUUUCUCUCCAGGGAGAGGAUAAAGGAAACUUUAGAUCCGAUUGAUGAAGUCGCUGCGCUCAUUGCAGCCACCAUUCAUGAUGUGGAUCACCCUGGGAGAACCAACUCCUUCUUGUGUAAUGCUGGAAAUACACUGGCCAUCCUGUACAAUGACCUUGCUGUGCUGGAGAGCCACCAUGCGACCUUGGCCUUCCAGCUGACCAUGGGAGAUGAUAAGUGCAAUAUCUUCAAAAACAUAGAGAGGAAUGAAUAUCGGACACUGCGCCAGGCUAUUAUUGACAUGGUCCUAGCCACAGAAAUGACAAAACACUUCGAGCAUGUCAACAAAUUUGUCAACAGCAUCAACAAACCUUUGGCAGCAUUAAAAGAACAUAGGGAAACUGCUAAAGAUCAGGAAGCUAUAAACACUAUGCUUAGGACUCCAGAGAACCGGACUUUAAUCAAACGAAUGCUGAUUAAGUGCUCUGAUGUGUCUAAUCCCUGCCGAUCCCUGGAGCACUGCAUCGAGUGGGCCGCACGCAUCUCAGAAGAAUAUUUUUCUCAGACUGAUGAAGAGAAGCAGCUGGACUUACCUGUGGUGAUGCCAGUUUUUGACAGAAAUACCUGCAGCAUCCCCAAGUCCCAAAUCUCUUUUAUUGACUACUUCAUCACAGACAUGUUUGAUGCUUGGGACGUCUUUGUAGACCUGCCUGAUUUAAUGCAGCAUCUUGACAACAACUUUAAAUACUGGAAAGGACUGGAUGAUAUGAAGCUGCGGAGCCUGCGACCACCUCCUGAAUAGUGCAGGACACCACCAGGCCCUGAAGCUUUGACCCUGUGGUCAUCGGAAUCCCUGAGGGCCGCCAGAGUUCCUCUGGUCCUUUCUGUAUUAGGCAAAACUGUCCCCUGGUCUGCAGAGACUAUGAAAGCACAUGGGGACAUCAGUAACCUUCUGCAGCCACUAUCCGAUGCCAUCGCCAUAAAGUGAGACUCAGGCCUGCUCAGGAAGGCAUAGAAAAACCAUAGUUUGCGUUAGCAUCCUGUAAAAACACAAGAUUUGGAGUGCCCCGCAAAGGUAUGGAUGGAUUUCCUCAGUGACAGAGAAUGUCUUACUGCAAACAACUUCUCAGUUAUGUUCAGCACGUAAGAACAGCUAAUGGCAAUCGGAUAUUUAGCAACUUUUCGCAUCAUAGAAGGUGCAAUCACUCACUUCGGAACACUACUGAAAGUGACUUCUCUUUUAAAAUUGAGUAGCAAAUAAAAAAAAUUGAAGUUGAUUAUUAAUAUCAGUUAUUAAAAUGUUUUAUUUAUUUUAUUAGAAGUUCACUAUUUUCUAUGAAUUUAAAAAUACUUCAAAGCCAAAGCCAACUUCAAAUACCAUGACCAGAUUUACAUGAUUCAUAUUCAUUAUGCAUUACUUGGUAUACAGACUUAUUUUCAUAAUGCGAAUUAAAAUAUAAAGUGACAUUUUUACUGCACUAUAGAAAUAUGUGUAUAUGUUAAACUCUUCUGAUUAAGACUAAUUAGAAAAAGUUGUUUUGCGGGCGGGUCUGAUCCUGCAGAGCUAAAGGAGAAGGCUGCUUGGACUCUGCAGAACCCAGGGUUCUGAGCAGCUCGGGCAUCUGAUGAGCUUGAAGGUGAUGCCCCCAAGGUAAAAUGAUACUCUUCUUGGUGCACAAAGAAAAAUUAGGAGUCACACUUUUUCCUAAAAAUUUGUAAUUGAAUGUCCAAAAGUCUGCCUUAUUUUAUACUGUUUCUACAAAAUAUUCCCUAUAAAAACAAAGAGCAAAAUGGAAUAUUUAAUGAAUUGACAUUUUUAUAACCAACUUGUUUUCAUCAGCAGUGGUAAUCUUUAAUUCCAGAAAUUUAUAAAGGUUCUGUAUUUUCAGAUUUUAAAUAAGCAUAAUACCAUAAAAAUGGCACUUGAUGACAUGUCAAAGUGUUUGUCAUAUCAUUUUAAACAUGUAUUUGUGGAUUUUUUCCUCAGAUAAAAAUGAAAUUAAACUAUUUCUUUUUAGAAAU